This is a messenger RNA of Torulaspora delbrueckii, 3774 nucleotides long. It is a transcript of the gene STE6, whose product is annotated as ATP-binding cassette a-factor transporter STE6. Gene Ontology annotation, molecular function: ABC-type oligopeptide transporter activity; ATP binding; ATP hydrolysis activity. The coding region runs from base 1 to 3774 and encodes 1257 amino acids. The transcript has a single exon. The record is from RefSeq and is a predicted model, not a curated record. Gene Ontology annotation, cellular component: membrane. NCBI's taxonomy places the organism in Eukaryota, Fungi, Ascomycota, Saccharomycetes, Saccharomycetales, Saccharomycetaceae. Gene Ontology annotation, biological process: transmembrane transport.
AUGGUUAUUAAAUUGUACAAGUAUUUGGAAUUUGAGAGAGAUGGGAUUUUAAUUUUAUUUACGCUGGUAUCUACAGUGGCUGCAGGGCUAGUACCACCUGCGUUAGCGAUUCUUACUGGCAGAGUGUUUAAUUCCCUGGUUUUGGCUGAAAAGCACGAAAACACUAAUAUAUUGGUUAGAUCGAUGGCUAUAAUGGCACUCGGGGGAGCUUCUCUACCAACGACAUGGGCUAGUAUUUCUGCAUGGAUGCUUUUGGGUGAACGUUGUGGGUUUGGUAUUCGGAGAAGGUUGUUGUACAAAUAUCUAGAGAAUCCUUUCGAGUGGUACGACAAGACAGAAGAUAUUUGUGGAAACUUUACGCAACAGAACAGAUGCGUCGAAGAAGCGAGGGCGAGCUGUGCAGAGGCUUCUGCCGUGAUAACGAGGAGUUUGGUGACUAUUAUCGCGCUCAUAGGGACUUCUUUUUAUGCGUCGUGGUCUCUCACCUUAGUGACACUAUGUAGCGCACCACUGAUCAUUAUGUGUGGUUGGUUCUUCUCUCGUAAGGUUCAAAGAUAUGCCGAUUUGGAGAACGAACAGACAAGUAAAGCUUCGCAACUCCUUGAUUGGUCAAUGACUGCUGCACAGUUUAUAAGAUUAUCGGGUACUGAGUUGAGAGAGAUCAAGAGCUUUAAAAAUUGUGUGCAAAACUGCACAAACAACUUUGUGAAGAUGUGUCAAUAUUCGUCUAUCAAUCUGGCCACAUUAAAAUUUCUUUCACUAGCGAUGUUUGUGCAAGCUUUCUGGUUCGGUUCUACCAUGAUUCGUAAGGGCAAGAUGAACAUCGGUGAUGUCAUAACAUGUUUUCAUUCCUGUAUUCUUCUCGGAUCUACCAUCAGCGGUACGCUUCAACAAUUGGUCAUCAUUCAAAAAGGUAGUGUGGCGGUGAAUAUCGUCUCCAAGUUUCUUGCAGAUGAUAAAACUGCAACUACUGAUAUUCGAAGAUGGCAAGAUGUGCCCUUCCCCGAAUUGAAAGGUGACAUUAGGUUUCAAAAUGUCGAGUUCUCCUACCCUAGCCGACCCGAUCAUAACGUCCUGAGGUCAAUCUCUUUGAACUUUCGAGCUGGUAAAACAACUUUUCUUCUGGGAAAAUCGGGAUCCGGUAAAUCUUCUCUUUCGAACUUGUUACUCAAGUUCUAUGAAAACUACACUGGAGUAAUAUCGGUGGACGGUAGGAAUAUCAAACACAUUGACCAAAGCCAGUUGAUCAAAAACAUUACCGUGGUGGAGCAGCGUUGUAACGUCUUCAAUGGUACUUUGAAAGAGAAUAUCAUUAUAGGAAUAGAUGGCGCAGAUGAAGAAGAGAUCCUCACAAAGCUAAAGCUAGUUUGCAGGAUAUCUUUGCUGGAGAAUUUUAUACAUGAUUUGAGCGAUGGAUUGAACACGCUUAUAGGCAGUGGAGGUAUCUCCUUGAGCGGAGGGCAGCAGCAAAAAGUGGCAAUUGCAAGGGCUCUGAUGAAAGACCCUCAGAUACUGAUUCUUGAUGAAUCACUUUCCGCACUGGACGUACUUCAACGAGGUUUGAUUUUAAGGGCCAUUCGAACACAUAGAAAAGAAAAAACCACGAUAAUUUUAACUCAUGAACUAAAUCAGAUUGGUUCAAAUGACUUCUGCUAUUUGAUAGAAUCAGGCCAAUGCAUAGAACAUGGUUUAGAAGAGACGCUAGUGAAUGAUCCUUCCACAAGAUUUCACAGCUGGAAACAUUUGCAUGAUACAUAUGAUCACUACGAUUGUUUCUCGCAAUACACCUAUGUGGAAACUCCUACCACGCCUAAAAAAUUUGCCGCUGAGAGUAGGAUUGAUUAUGAAGUCGAAACUCCAAAGACUUAUCAAGGCGGAUCCAUUUUCGCAGAGAAUGAAACACUUUGCAACUCCAGUCAACUUCGUAGACCCAAAACCAAAAAAGAACGAGUUCUGGUCACUGAGAAAUCUUUCGAUGAAUUCGAGAGUUCAUCAAGGCCGAGAGAAAAAAUGAUUUCAAUACUUGAAAUCCUAGGACGAAUGUUCCAGUCAUCAAGAAAUAAGCUGCUAUUGUCUUUCGGACUCCUGUUCUCAUUAGCAGCUGGUGCCGCAAAUCCAGUCUUCUCCUAUACCUUCAGUUAUCUUUUGAAUGGAUUGGCACCCCAGUUUGAUGGCGUGGGCUCACCAUCCUACUUGUUAAAAUGGUCGCUUAUAGUUAUUGGCGUGGCGAUUGCAGAUGCAAUCUUGAACUUUUUACAGUAUUUUUUGUUUGGCUAUUGUAGUGAAUACUGGAUAUUGCAGCUUAGGAAUCAAGUGAUGCAGAGAAUAUCAUUUGAAGAAUUAGAUUGGUUCCAGAGAGAAAGGCAUAAAGCUUCUGAGGUCUCGGCCCUGCUGCUCAAUGAUCUGAGAGAUUUGAGAGCAUUGGCCUCCGAUUUUUUGAUUGCAGUUUCAUCUUUUGCAGUUGUCUCCUCAGUUGGUAUAAUUUGGGCCUUAAUAAUUGGUUGGAAGCUUAGUUUGGUAUGCAUAUCUAUGUUCCCUCUAAUAGUGAUUUUUUCUGCAGUAUAUGGCAUGGCUCUUCAGCGACAGGAAACUCAGUAUAAGUCUGCAGUGGUGGAUCUAGAGAAUCUACUAUACGAGGUUGCAACAGGCAUAAAAACAAUCCGGCGUCUACAACUAGAGACCAAUUUCCUCCGGCAGUACAAGCGACUUGAAAGCCACAUGAGAGUCAUUGCGUCACGGCGGGCUAUUACUACUGGGCUCGGGGUCGCCGUUAUAGAAGCUCUGGCGAUGUCUAUCCAGGCAAUCUUGUUUUAUUACGCUCUCAAACUAGUGAUAGAUGGCCAAUAUACCACUAAAAAGAUGUUCGAAACGUUGACUCUACUCCUAUUCACUAUCAUGACAUGCAACAUUUUGAUAAGUCAAGUUCCCGAUAUCAGCCGUGGGCAAAGGGCAGCAAACCGCAUACUCCAAAUGUUAGAUGAGAAGCUGGAGAGGGAGAAGCCACAUCAAGAAAAGAAACAAACAACCUCUGGCUCGGUAAGUGAGUCUUCGGCAGUCAUUUCUUUGCAAAAUGUGACGUUUGCCUACCCAAGUGCUCCUUCCAUUCAUAUCUUUGAUAGCUUGUACCUCGAGUUACCUAUUGGAAGAACCUUCGCAUUAGUAGGUCAGUCUGGAUCAGGAAAGUCAACAUUAGUGACGCUUCUUACGCAGUUAUACAGGCCAACAUCUGGUACUGUACUAGUUGAAAACAAAGAUGUUAAUGAAUGGAACAUUCGUGAUUUGAGACGCCAGAUGUCUGUCGUUGAACAAACACCAACUAUAUUCUCUGGUACCGUCAGGGAGAAUCUUUUGUAUGGAUUACAUCAUGAUCCUCUCGAGGUUGAGAUGUACGAUGUCUUGAGAUACGUUGGCAUUCAUGAUUUCAUUUCAAAGCUACCCCUAGGGCUCGAUACUACGAUAGAUAUUGAUUUACUGUCGGGUGGACAGUUACAAAGGUUAUGCAUUGCUCGAGCAAUAUUGAAAAGACCAAAAAUUUUGAUUCUUGAUGAAUGCACUUCAGCAUUGGAUCCAUUCAGUUCUCACGUCAUAAACAAUAUUGUCAGGCGCGGAUGCCCCGCUCCAUUGACGAUAUCAAUAACUCAUAAUGUUGACAUGAUGAAGGCAUGCGACGAAAUAAUCUUUUUAAAAAAUGGAAGAGUUGCAGGAACAGGUAGCUUUGAUGCAUUACUACAAUCUGACAAAACCUUCCGAGCUCUCAUAGCUGAUGAACAUUGA